GCUAAGUUGUUGGAAUCGUCCCACGCUUGGCUCGGAGCCUCCACAUCUUCGAUAGCCGAAAUGCCUCAGCUUUUGAAAUUGAGAACACCGACAUGGACGCAGGAUCAGCUAAAAGAGGCAAUCGAAGCGGUCGUGCAUCAGAAGAUGCGCUUUACUCAGGCCGCCUCUCGUUAUGGCAUCCCCAAAGGCACUCUGUACGACAACAUUUUAGGCAAAUCCAAGCGAAUGGCCGUGCUAGAAGAAGCGGGCCUGACCGCUAAUGAGGAGAGCGCCGUUUUGGAGUUUUGCUGCGACGUUUCGAUCUCCCCGUACAAUCGGCGCACCAAAAAGAGCCUCAAAGAGGUGCUGACGUUUGUUGAGAACCUACGCAGGUUGCGCGAUCCGGAAUUCAUGUUCACCGGCCUGUCGGGCUUUCGAUGGUGGUGGGCCUUUUGCAAGAAGCACAGCAUCGUCUCACUCUACUACGACACGAGCAAUAAUAAUGGAUCUUUCAACUCGCUCGAUUUGAGUCACUCGUAUAACGGGUGAUUUUUUUGUUUUUUUUUAUUAUUAUUUGCCUUCACAUUGCCUCCCAUCGGGGCUUGAAGGACUUUUACGUAAUCCCAUUUAUUUAAGCAAUAAUUCAACUUGAAGAAGUCUGAUGCGCAUGAUGAUAUUGUUAAGCACGCGAAAACUGCCUAGUGAUACUCGUCGAUUAGAUUAAGGUAGGCCAAACCAAACGCAACGCACUAUACAAUAUAGUUUCGAAGGGGGCCGGCAAGCGCAGCGUUGCCGCGCGAGGCGUUUAUUCACACCAGCUGAAUUAUUCCUGCUUAAAUCGUUUUCUAUUAUUUAAGGGAGCGGUGGGGUCAUUUUCAUUUUUUUUGUUUCUCGGGUAUUCUUAGCGAGCUACAGGGUGUGGGCUCUUUUCUAGUUUUUACUCGACAGAAGUUUUUUUUUUGAUUAACUGCAACCAGCAAAUUUCCAUUUGAGAUACUUUUAGUUUCAUGCCCUUCAUUUGAGCCAGCUAUACAUUGAUUAGCGAAUUCGUGGCAAGUUUUAUAAUUACAGUAUAAAAAUGGGCGGGUUUUGGGUUGAUUCGGCAACGGCGCGCAUUGACCGACUCUAUAGUGCCAGUUCCGUUUGGUUUUGCCUUUGAGGAAGCUCAAUGAUUUUGGUGCAACUAAACCGAUUAACACUUCCAGUUUAGACUAGAUCUAGUAUUGUUGUUGAUAAAAGUAUGAAUUUUAAAGUUCAUUGUUCAACAUUGUUACGAGUGCCUUAAUGCCAACGCAGUGAUAUGUAUUGUUAACGGUUAUUAGUAGAACUAUCGAUUUCAAGAGUUUCAUUUGUUGUUAGGAUGCGUUUUCAAUCAAAUAUUGGAGUGUUAAGAGAUGUUUAUUUUUAUACACCGACUUAUUAUUAUUAUUAUUAUUAUAAUCCAGCCGAGUUCGCUCAAUUGUUUGUCGUUGGCCAUUGUUGAAAACAUUCCUACUUAGUUCUAAAGUUAGUGUAAGGCCGCAAGGGUUGCAGGAUUCGAUCAGCCCAUUAUUUCCUUAUCGAUUUGGUCGGUGCAAAACCUUGUGUUAUGGUAAUUAGCAAUAAUUUCGCCGUAUAGUUUUAUUAGGAUUUUUGCUCUUUUCUGAUUGGCUAUUAUUGCCAAGCUGAUAAGAUUUGGUGCUCCAUCGAGCCGGUAACGAGCACCCAUUGUACUCGACGUUAUUUUGUACGAAAAGUAAUUUCAAUAAAGAACCAUUAAGUUUAA
This is a messenger RNA of Dendroctonus ponderosae (mountain pine beetle), 1744 nucleotides long. Its product is annotated as protein bric-a-brac 2-like. Gene Ontology annotation, biological process: regulation of transcription by RNA polymerase II. NCBI's taxonomy places the organism in Eukaryota, Metazoa, Arthropoda, Insecta, Coleoptera, Curculionidae. Gene Ontology annotation, molecular function: DNA binding; protein binding. Gene Ontology annotation, cellular component: nucleus. The record is from RefSeq and is a predicted model, not a curated record.